UGGGAAGAGCAGCGGCCCAGCUACUGUGUUCUAGUGUGCAGUAGACUGCAGCCUGUGGAGUUGGAGUCUUCUUGGCAACAGCAACAGCUCCUCCCUGGAGCUAAGGGAGAGAGGAGUAGUCUAUAGAGGCUGCCAUCAACAUACCAAGCCAUUAAAGCUGAAAGCUGGUCCGUGUGUGAGGUCUGGGGGAAGACAUCCACUGCUCACUGGGUCUUGAGCACCAGAGACCCAGUCUUCCUAAAGGGCUCAUUACCUGACCACUUCUGUUCACGUGGUUCCAUGGAGUUUGUGACAGCCCUGGCAGACCUCCAAGCAGGGGCGAGCUGCCCCAUCUGUCUGGACUACUUGAAAGACCCAGUGACUAUCAUCUGUGGGCAUAACUUCUGUCGGUCCUGUAUUGAUAUGUCCUGGAAGGAUCUAAAUGAUACUUUCCCCUGCCCUUUUUGCAGAUUUUGCUGUUCAGAAAGGAAAUUGAUGCGCAAUCUCCAGCUGGGCAAUUUGACUGAAAUUGCUAAGCUGCUCCAGAUGAGAAAAAGCAAGAGGAAGAGGCAAGAAGAGAAGCUUAUGUGUGAAAAGCACAAUCAGGUUUUGAUUUUUUUCUGUCAGAAGGACCGAGAGGUUUUAUGUCCACAGUGCAGUUUCUCCACUGAUCACCGGAAUCACUACAUUUGGCCCAUAGAAAAAGCUGCCCCCUAUCACAGGAAAAGAUUGGAGCGUUGCACUGAGCUUUGGAAGGAGAGAGUGGAGCAAGCUGAAAAAGUAAUAACUAUGCAAACCAGAAAAUCAUUGGAACUGAAGAAGAAAGUGGAAUAUAGGAGAGAAGAAAUAAAGGCUGAAUUUGAGCAACUUGUGUUGUUUCUCCAAAACGAGCAGAAGACUGUUCUUCGGCAAUUACAAGAUGAAGAAAUGGAUAUUUUAACAAAACUAAAUGAAAAUCUAACAAAAUUUUCAGAUCAUGUUUCCAUAUUAAAAUAUCUGUUAAAGGAGAUAGAGAGCAAAUAUGUGAAGUCAGAACUGGAAUUACUGGCAGAUGUUAAAAAUAUCUACCAUAGGUAUAGAACCAUAGAGUCUCCUGAACCUUUUUCAUUCCAGUUGAAAGAAUAUGGUUACAGUCUUCCUCCACAGUAUUCUGGCCUAAACAAAAUUAUCAAGCAGUUUCAAGUAGAUGUAGUUCUAGAUCCUGAAACAGCACAUCGUAAACUUAUUGUCUCAGAAGAUAGAAAAACUGUGCAUUAUGGAUGUAAAAUGAAAAGCUUAUCUCGUAACCCGAGGAAAUUUUAUCUCUGCCCAGCUGUUCUGGGUUCUCAGGGCUAUAGUGCUGGCAGGCAUUAUUGGGAGGUAGAAGUGAAAGACAAGCCUGAAUGGAUCGUGGGUGUCUGUGAAGACUCGCUUCCCAGAAGGAGAAAGAGUCAGAAUCAGUGGAUUUUAGUACAGGAUGGAUUAUGGGGUAUUGGACGAUGCAGCCAGAGUAAUUAUGUUGCACUGGGCCCUAAAAAAAUUAAUCUUCUGCCAAGAGUAACACCCAGUAAGAUUGGCGUGUUUUUGGACUACGAUUUGGGUGAGGUUUCCUUUUACAAUUUGAGUGAUAGAGCUCUUCUCUAUAUUUUUAAUGAUUGUUUUACAGAAGCACUUUGGCCUUAUUUCUAUACUGGAACUGACUCUAAACCUCUUAAAAUCUGUACAGUAGCAGAUUCUGAAUGAUGGACUACUGUAAGACUCUUAAAUGGUUUGUUUUUUGUCAGUGACUGGGCAAAACUAAGCUAGUGAACCUAGUCUCAGCAAUUCUUUAUUUAAUUUUAGUUUUUCCUGUAAACAACUAGAACAGUUUUUCUCAGUUUUAGAAACUUCUGAAGAGUGUGGUUAUAAUGCCUACCUUACAGAUAAAUUAAGGGAUCCAAUUGGAAAGUGCUUUAGAAAUCUAAGAUGAAAUACUUAUGAAAUACAUUACUUUAGAAGUUCACUAAUUGUCAAUAAAAGUCCAGUAAUUUUUUUCUGUA
Molecule: messenger RNA, 1997 nt
Organism: Vicugna pacos (alpaca)
Lineage: Eukaryota; Metazoa; Chordata; Mammalia; Artiodactyla; Camelidae
Product: tripartite motif-containing protein 60
Molecular function (GO): protein binding; zinc ion binding
Source: RefSeq, a predicted model, not a curated record